This is a messenger RNA of Pelagomonas calceolata, 896 nucleotides long. The record is from the annotation of a GenBank genome assembly. Lineage: Eukaryota; Pelagophyceae; Pelagomonadales; Pelagomonadaceae.
GCCUUCGGUGUCUGAACAGACACGCGCUCUCGCAGUGUUGCAAAAAAGUGCAGCCCGCGUCCGCCGCAUCAUUCCUUGAGUCACGGGCGCACGGACCAGCAGCAGCGGCGCGCGAUAUAACCGGUGCACACUGCACAAAGAGUGGGGUCGCAUCUAGGAAGAAAGCACCACACAGGCCGACGGACCGCACCAUGUUCUCCAAGUCCCUCAUCCUCGCCCUCUCGCUCGCCGGCGCGACGGCAUACACAAAAAAGGACCGCGAGGACGCCAUCAAGUGGAUCACGGAAGAAAAGGGGUUCCCGCACCUCGCGGCCUUCGACAAGAUGACGCCGAAGAUGCUCAAGACCGUCAUGACGAACUACCUCAAUCUCGUGUCGCCGGAUGCGUUGGAGUUUUUGACGCCCCUCGACUUGGAGGUCAUCUGGACGGCGACGAGCGCCGCGAACAACUGCGAGAUCUGCCUGUCGUUCCACGCCGGAGCCCUGCUCGGCGCCGAGAAGCCGGCCGACGAGGUCGCGACCAUGGCCGCCGGCGGCGUGCCCAAGGACCCGAAGAUGGCGCGCCUCGUCAUCGCCGCGAAGUACGUGCUCGCGCACAAGGGCAUCCUCUUGGAGCGCGAGAAAUUGCACCUCUCUUCCAUGGGCUUCUCGGCCGAGGAGCUCGUCGAAGUCACCUUCGCCGUCGGCCAGAUGACUGGCUUGAACUUAUUGUACGUCCACCUCAUCGCCGAAGGUGUGAAUAUAGAGACCUUCCUCAAGGGCGCGGGCCCGUUCAAGGACACGGUCUACGCGGACGAGCUCAAGAAGGCCGAGCUCUGAGCACCACCAUUCCUUUUUCUGUGUGUUGCUGCUAUCAUCGCCACCUCCCUCCCCCAAGUUCUAAACAUGACCACAAUA